GUGACGCGAACGGGCGGCGAGAGCGGGAAAUUUAACCAGCCAACCUGGAGCGCGGGAGUCGCAACUUGUUUUCAAGGGGAGAGGUAGGGAACCUGUGGGAAAUUCUGACGUACAGCAUUGAUAAUAAUCGUGUGACAGAGCGCUCAGCCGACUGAGGGGUUAGAGAUGGAGCGCCGGAGCCUCGCACAGGAGCUGAAGAAAUGGGCGGUAGAGGAAAUGGGACUCCCUGCCCAAAAAGCGCCCAGUGAGGAGAUGCUGCAGCGCUUAUUCAUUGGUCAGUGUGGGGACAUCUGGAAGUUUAUAAUACGUCACAUACACAGCCACAGGACUGUGCGCAAGAUCGAAGGGAACCUACUGUGGUAUCAGCAGCUCCAGCACACAGAGGCCCAGAGGACAGCAGAGGAGGAGCAGCAGCAGCGCAGGAAGCAACUGUGCAAGGAGAUUUUGGAGCUGCGAGCGGAACUCCAUCAUUUACAGGAACAAAUUCAGACUGCAGAGCGGGAAAUAGUGGGCCAGGAUCUGAACUGUGAGCGUGCACAGGAUUUAUGUCGACGUUCACUACUGCUCCGCGCGUUCAACAAAAAAAGGGAGGAAGAAUGCGAGGCCUUGUGCCAAAGCAACAAAAAGAUCCAGUACCGCUGCGAACAGCUGCAAGAGAUUCGCAGGGCAUCACAAAGAGAAGUUAUGUUCUCUGCGGUGGAUCCUGACUUAUCUUCUUCUACAUUCUUGGAACCAGAAGUAUUGAGAGAUGUGAGAGAAGUUUGCAAACUGCGCUUCAAGUUUUUGCGGUCGCUCCACGAUGAUUCCAUCUCCAGCUCUGUACACCCAGGAAAAGAAGAUCUGCGAUCCCUGUCCCACCAGCAGUGGAUGAGUAUGGCAGAGAAAGUCUGGAACACCCACACCCCUAAUCACAUAUUGGCGGCAUUAGAGCGACUUACUCUAAACUCGACCCAAGAGCUAAAGAAAUUGCAGUUCUCCCAGGCAGCUGAUCUAUCCAAGGGACCCUCUUGCCAGUUAAAGGAAUUCUCUGAGCCAAUCACACAGUCAAGGUCUUGUAAUGAAAGUACCCACCUAGAUCCACAAGAGACUCUGCCAUCCUUCCACAGCCUGAUCCAGGAAGGCUGGGCAAAUUCUGUUAAAGUAUCGUCUGAGCUGCGCCGUGUUCAGAGCCAAGCACAGGCCCUGUCUGAGCAUUUGGCUGAAAGGAUCCAAGAGAUUCACAAGAAACUUUCAGAUGGAAGUGAAGUGUCUGUGCUCACCAGGGCGGCAUUUGAUGCAGAGCUUCGUUGCGUGAUUCUACGAGGAUGCAGGGAUGCUUUGAUGCAGGAGUGCCGAAUGCUUCAGGAAGAGGCUGCAGGCAAGAAGCAGGAAAUGAAGCUUUUACAGCAACAGCAGCAAAACAUACAAGAGGCUUGUCUUCUCCUGGACAAGAAGCAAAAACAUAUACAGAUCUUAAUUAAGGGAAAUUCUUCAUCUAAAUCGCAAAUCCGGCGCAGCAGUGUAGAGGCCCAAAAAUAUGUUCAGGAUAAACUGCUGCCCUGGCCCCAAGAAAUCAUACAGGAAUCUCAGCGCCUACAGGACUCCAUUCAAAAGGAGGUCAAACACUUUUCUGCAAUCUGUCUGCCAGCACUGCUGAAAGUGUCCACUGAUGGAUUUAAUCUGCUUCCGUCUCGUGAGCUUUCUAUUAACCGUAUGUCAAACACACACGCUCCCUACUAUGGCAUCUUCAAGGGCAUCUACGAAAGUGUCCGCCUGCCACUGUAUAAGGCGCCGGAGAGUGUGCUCAGCCAUGUUGCCGAUAUGAAGAAGCAGCUCUUUUUCUUGCGUUCCCAGCUCAGUAGCCGCAGUGAAGCAAUAAGCAAAACACAAAGGGCCCUGCAAAAGAACACCAAUCCAGAUACAGAUGCUUUAUUGAAGUCCCUUUCUGACCAUUACUCUCUUGAACUCGAUGAGAUGGUUCCCAAGAUGCAGCGCCUUAUACAGCAAUGUGAGAAACACCAGGAGUAUGGAAAAGAGGUGCAAGCCACUGUGAUGGACUGGUGGGAACAGCCUGUACAACUGUGCUUACCGUCAGAGGAGAGAGGAGGGUUAACUCUGCGCCAGUGGAGAGAAAGAUGGACCGUUGCAGUGACAGCCCUGCAAAGAGCGACAGGCAGCAGAAGUUAAAUCCAAUGGCAGAAAGUCACCUGCAGUACAGACACUAGAUGGCGCACUUGGGUUUGUUUGUGGCUCAUUUAUUAACACUGGGCAAAUUUGCUCCUGGGCAGUAACCCAGUGACAAACUUUUUUUCAGCCAGCUGCAGUUUGAACACUGAAAGCAAUCAUCUGAUGCAAUGGGUUAAUGCCCAGGUGCAAAUUUGUCCAGUGUUUAUAAAUGACCCUCCGUAUAUUUUAUCAAAGCAUUUUGUGAGUGGAAUUCACAUACAGGGUGGGUGUGAUGGAUAAGGCAAGUUUUUCAGUUUUUGUGUAUAGUGAAACACUGUGAUCUUGUGUUCAAGCCCUGGGGUUUCUAGCUGUCAGAUUGAGUGUGUAAGAGAGCAGCACAGCUCCUUUUUUUUUUCUUGAUAGGUGACAAGGCUUUGCUUAUUGCGUCCUAGACUGGGUGCCAAAACCACUGCUAAUGCAAGUGCCCCUGCAAGACUUU
Xenopus laevis (African clawed frog) is the source of this 2644-nucleotide messenger RNA. It is a transcript of the gene haus5.L, whose product is annotated as HAUS augmin like complex subunit 5 L homeolog. NCBI's taxonomy places the organism in Eukaryota, Metazoa, Chordata, Amphibia, Anura, Pipidae. Gene Ontology annotation, cellular component: centrosome; HAUS complex. Gene Ontology annotation, biological process: spindle assembly; centrosome cycle. The coding region runs from base 166 to 2166 and encodes 666 amino acids. The transcript has 19 exons. The record is from RefSeq and is a predicted model, not a curated record.